GAACGUAUAAGGUAUGUAGCAAUCAUUGUUUGCGGUCAUCUAUAAAAUAGUUGCUGAGGCCCGACUUUCUCAUCUAAACCAGCGUUAGUUAAUGCUGUCCUCUCAAAAAUAAAAAUCAAGCUUUUAUCGUAGUGUCCGUCAAGUCCUCAUACAUUAGGUGCUUAUCCUAGUAUCAUCUAUGGGUAUCACACAAUUAAACCAAAGUCGAUUAGUUCUAUCGUUGGUUCUGUUCACUAUACUGAUCCUCUUCUUCCGGAGCGCCGGUAAAUUUAACGAUCCCGAUCCAGCCAUCGUGAACAUGUCAGACACGGGCGACGUCAUCUCGAAACUGAAAGUGUCAGUCCGCCAAGUCAGCAGCGCAUCGUCCUCCACGCCGAAGCUAGCAGUCACUGUCACCAAUACGCACUCUAGCGCCGUGACGAUCCUGUCCUGGAACUCCCCUCUGGAUCCGUUAGCGUUACAGUUAGGCCUCGUGUCUUUUGUACACGCCGAUAACGACAGCCCCAUUCAGAUUCCGACAAUCCAGGUCAGGCGUAAAAUGCCGCCGGGGCCGGACGCCCUAGUCGAGAUCGGGGCGGGCCAUAUUAAAGAGCAGGUCCUAGAGCUCAAGGAUCCUAUCGUGCCACUGGAGGAGCUACGUGGCAAAGUGAGGGUCGCUUGUGCAGGAGAGUGGAUGGGUGUCUGGCUGUCAAAGGCCGACGCCGUUACUAAGGCUUCCCUGGAGAAAGCUGGCGCCAGUGACGACGCAUUUCGGGGGCCUUUCCAAAGUGAGACAGUCGAUAUGGAGAUAUAAGCCACCCUAAGUUAGCUUAGUUGGGAAGGCAUUUGUAUAGGUGUCGAGGCCUGAUCGUAUGAGAGCAUUGUUAUCGUCUAAAGUCUUCACGAAGAUGGUGGGGUAUAAAUUAGUUAUUUUAAUGAGUAAAUUGAAGCUAUUCGAUAUCGACCAGACGCUUUAAGCGUGAGCAUAUUCAUUCCUCUAAUCUCCAAGAUAUGCUGGAUGAAGGGGAUAUGUCCAUGAUGAACACUUGGACUGCAAGGUGAGGUAUCAUUUAAAAGAGUUGUAAUAUG
Daldinia decipiens is the source of this 1068-nucleotide messenger RNA. RefSeq lists its product as uncharacterized. The record is from RefSeq and is a predicted model, not a curated record. The coding region runs from base 179 to 793 and encodes 204 amino acids. Lineage: Eukaryota; Fungi; Ascomycota; Sordariomycetes; Xylariales; Hypoxylaceae. The transcript has a single exon.